AUGCUCAUAAAAUUUGUACCGGCAACAGUAAAACUGGAAAGAAUUACUGUUACUGAUCCAUCAGUUUCAGCCACAUACACAACAACUAUAAGUGUUAAUGAUAAAGUAUUAAAGCAUUUUAGACAUUACUUAUGUGAUAAUCAGAAAAGUUUGGAAAAAGCUAAAAUAAUUAAUUGGUGCAGUACAGUAGUGCCAUUAUAUUCAUUAAAGACAGUCGGCAAAGGUAACUGUCUGCUAAAUGCAUGUAUGAUGGGUAUGAUUGGCAUUGGCGAUACAAAUUUCAUACUUAGAAAUCAUUUGUCAAAAUACAUUGAAUUGAAUGAAAGUGCUCUACAUGAUCGAUGGAAGUAUUCAAAAAUUGUUAAUGAUAGAAAAUUAAAUUUAAACCUAGAACUUGAAGAACAUAUAUUAGAAGAAGGAUUAACGCGAACCCCCAGACAGCAUAUUAUUGAAGAAGUACCUGUUUUGAAUGAUGAAAAAUGUGUUUAUUUACAAUCUUGUCAUAUAUUUGCUGCAUAUAAUACGUUAAAACGUCCAAUUAUCGUUGUUGGGUCGGAGUACAUCGGCACCAUCCAUGAGAAACAAGCACAACUGAAUGAUAUCAUUGGUUUAUAUCUGCCGUUAUUGACAAAUACCAGCAACAUUAUUCAUUAUCCUAUAGUUUUACAAUAUUCUCUUAAUCACUUUUCUCCGUUAGUCUGUCAGCGUAAUGACCCUUCAACUUCUUCAAAAUCGUUCUUACUUCCAUUAUUACCGUUAUCUUUUUGGUCAUCUGCUAAAAAAGCAAAUGCAUCAUCAGUGACUUUAAAAGAUUUACCCAUUCAUUAUUUGAAUAAUAUGGAAGCAAUUAAUAUUAAUAGUCUACUGAAAAAGUAUCUGAUAAUUGAAGAACUGAAUAUUAAUGAUGAGCAAACAAUUCGAAGCUGUUUGGUAGGAGAUGAACGUAUUCCUGCCGAUGUAAAUUUUACUGACAAAUACCCACAGUAUUUGAAAGAAAAUAUAAAUAAUGAAACUCCUUCGGAUAAUUUAUUGAGAUCAAAUAAUCCGGUAAAUACAUUUCAGUUCGUAUUAUGCGUUGUAUUGUGCAUUCAAGUCUCGUAA
Molecule: messenger RNA, 1101 nt
Organism: Didymodactylos carnosus
Lineage: Eukaryota; Metazoa; Rotifera; Eurotatoria; Philodinida; Philodinidae
Source: the annotation of a GenBank genome assembly